CAUCGACGUCCUGGGUCAGACCGUGUCUUCUCGAACAUGUCUCCCAGGUACGACACCCUCCAGCGCCACAUCGAGGCCAGUCACCGCGAUACUCCCUUACGCAUUUGCACUACAACAAAAUCAAUAUGACUAAGGGCACGGGAGCGGGUCGAUCCGUGGCCACUCGUCCCACUACAUGUGGGAUCUGCGAUGUGCCGCUCGUCAACCACGAAAACCUCCGGCGCCACAUCCAGGCACGUCACCGCGAGGCCGCCGCCGAGCUGCGGGCACAGGAGCGAUACCGGCCUGUGCCGUGCGAUCACGCUGGCUGCGACCGAGGCUUCGACACACCGAAGCAGCGAGCGGCUCACAGGCGCAAGGCUCAUCGCCCCGGCAGCACGACGGCCGGCCCGCCUCCAGCUCCUGUGCCCAGCUCCGCCGGCGCCGACGGGCUCUCAGUCUUCGCCAAGCUCAUCAAGGCGAAGUGGGACAAGAACCUGAGCUGGCGUGCCAUCGCAGUGAAGCUCCAGCCUCAGCAGUCGGAGGUGGCCCGAACUCUUAUCGGGUUCACUCGACCUUCUGGGACCGACAUGGAGAGGCUGAGCAUCCUCCUCGAUGUAGACCUGCAGCUCAUCACUCGUCGGCAUGCAGCUUUACUAGCGGCAGCGCCAUCACCCGGCCGCACUGCCUGCUUUGCCCAUGCGAAGGCAACAAGAGGGCACCUGAUUCAGUGACGUUGCUGCUCUCCUCUACAAGAGAGAAGAAGACCCGCCGUCAACUCGCAUCUUUACUUCGCCAUCUCACUUCUCAUUUGAAGCCAGAUUGAGAGCCUCUCCGUGCCCAUCACACUGCCACCACACGUCCAUUCGAAUUCACUGCACAAGCUCAUAAAGACGGACGCUCAACUCGGCACCUUCUCAACAGCAUGCGGCCUGGCCAUCCGGCGUGAGGACGGUAGCACCGACCGUGUCCUCUUCCCCCGCCCACC
This is a messenger RNA of Jaminaea rosea, 967 nucleotides long. RefSeq lists its product as hypothetical. The transcript is spliced from 4 exons. Bases 176 to 805 code for a protein of 209 amino acids. NCBI's taxonomy places the organism in Eukaryota, Fungi, Basidiomycota, Exobasidiomycetes, Microstromatales. The record is from RefSeq and is a predicted model, not a curated record.